This is a messenger RNA of Coregonus sp. 'balchen', 22330 nucleotides long. The record is from the annotation of a GenBank genome assembly. Lineage: Eukaryota; Metazoa; Chordata; Actinopteri; Salmoniformes; Salmonidae.
AUGGAAAUACGCAAGAGAGGACUGAGCAAGCUGGAGAGUUACUGGGGCAUCUCUCAGGAUGAUGUGUCUGCUGAAAGUUGCGGUGGAGCAAGAGGGGGUUUACGGGUCAGUGAAAGAGAAGACUCUGGGAGAGAUUCCCAGAAUUGGUACCGUCUGAGCAUUCCACCUCUGUGGCCUUGGCAGUCUGUUGUCAUAUCAGCAGGGUUGGUAUUGGCUGUGCUUACUGGGCUGGCUCAUGCCUGGUGUGUUUACUCCAUACAUGAGAACCUGCUGUGGUUCUCUCACCUCAAGGUAAGCUGUGCUCUGCUGAUGUCAUCAACCCUGACAGGGAGCCCGGUACACCCCUUUUGUUUAAUGGGAUGAUGUUGGCUUUUCUGAAAAGUCCUUGCAAUACAGGUUAAUCUUCUUUAAAAUAUUCAACUUGUGACUUAACGUUCAUUGAGAAGAUAACCUUGGUUAACCCAGAACUAAAAUCUUGUGUAAUGUGGUUAGAUGCUCGAUUUGGUCAGAUGCUCGACUACGGUACCAUUUGUGCUAAUGCCCUAUAUAAUGCCCGAUAUAUUGGCACGGGUGUUGUUAGGCCCAAGACAAAGCCUCUCCCUUGUCCGUACGGGGGUUGCAGCGAUGGGACAGGGACUGUAACUACUACCAAUUGGGGAGAAAAAGGGGGUAAAAUACCCCCAAAAAGAAAAAAAAAAGUUUCAGUUUUAGGCCCACUAUUGUUUUCACUAUAUAUUUUACCUCUUGGUGAUGUCAUUCGGAAACACAAUGUUAACUUUCAUUGCUAUGCGGACGACACACAGCUCUACAUUUCACUCUUCUGUCUGCGGCUAUGGAACCCUGACCUGUUCACCGGAUGUGAUACCUUGUCCCAGACUUGCUGUUUUCAACUCUCUCUUUAUUUCAACCUCUAAAUGCCCGGCUAUGAAAAGCCAAGUGACAUUUACUCCUGAUGUACUGACCUGUUGCAACCUCUACAACCACUGUGAUUAUUAUUUGACCCUGCUGGUCAUCUAUGAACGUUUGAAAAUCUUGGAGAAAAAUCUGGCCUUAAUGGCCAUGUACUGUUAUAAUCUCCACCCGGCACAGCCAGAAGGGGACAGGCCACCCCUCAGAGCCUGAUUCCUAGGUUUCUGCCUUUCUAGGGAGUUUUUCCUAGCCACCGUGCUUCUACAUCUGCAUUGCUUGCUGUUUUGGGUUUUAGGCUGGGUUUCUGUAUAGCACUUUGUGACAUCUGCUGAUGUAAAAAGGGCUUUAUAAAUACAAUUUGAUUGAUUGUCCACGAGAUUAUUGGGAAGAUGGCAGGGGUUGUAUUGCGGUUAUUUUUUUUUGCUGUUUUUCUUUUUUGAAUUCUAUAAUGAAGUUAUAAAAAGGUGUAAUCUCUUUUAUACUCUUCCCAUGUGCAUCCAUUUGCAGGCCUCCUACUAUUUUGCUCUUUUGCACCCCAGUAUCUCUAUUUGCACAUAAUCUCUUGCACAUCUAGCAUUCCAGUGUUAAUACUAAUUGUAAUUAUUUUGCACUAUAGCCUAUUUAUUGCCUUACCUCCAUAACUUGCUACAUUUGCACACACUGUAUAUAUAUAUUUUCAGUUGUAUUUUUUGACUUUGUUUUUUUUACCCCAUAUGUAACUCUGUGUUGUUGUUUUUAUCGCACUGCUUUGCUUUAUCUUGGCCAGGUCGCAGUUGUAAAUGAGAACUUGUUCUCAACUGGCUUACCUGGUUAAAUAAAGGUGAAAAAAAAAAUGUAUAAUCUGUCAUUUCCCACAGGACAUCUAAUGUUGUGUAUCCAGCAUGAUGUCUCAGGGGAGGACGUUAUACACUGCUCAAAAAAAUAAAGGGAACACUAAAAUAACACAUCCUAGAUCUGAAUGAAUGAAAUAAUCUUAUGAAAUACUUUUUUCUUUACAUAGUUGAAUGUGCUGACAACAAAAUCACACAAAAAGGAUCAAUGGAAAUCAAAUUGAUCAACCCAUGGAGGUCUGGAUUUGCAGUCACCCUCAAAAUUAAAGUGGAAAACCACACUACAUGCUGAUCCAACUUUGAUGGAAUGUCCUUAAAACAAGUCCAAAUGAGGCUCAGUAGUGUGUGUGGCCUCCACGUGCCUGUAUGACCUCCCUACAACGCCUGGGCAUGCUCCUGAUGAGGUGGCGGAUGGUCUCCUGAGGGAUCUCCUCCCAGACUCUGACUAAAGCAUCCGCCAACUCCUGGACAGUCUGUGGUGCAACGUGGCGUUGGUGGAUGGAGCGAGACAUGAUGUCCCAGAUGUGCUCAAUUGGAUUCAGGUCUGGGGAACGGGCGGGCCAGUCCAUAGCAUCAAUGCCUUCCUCUUGCAGGAACUACUGACACGCUCCAGCCACAUGAGGUCUAGCAUUGUCUUGCAUUAGGAGGAACCCAGGGCCAACCGCACCAGCAUAUGGUCUCACAAGGGGUCUGAGGAUCUCAUCUCGGUACCUAAUGGCAGUCAGGCUACCUCUGGCGAGCACAUGGAGGGCUGUGCAGCCCCCCAAAGAAAUGCCACCCCACACCAUGACUGACCCACCGCCAAACCGGUCAUGCUGGAGGAUGUUGCAGGCAGCAGAACGUUCUCCACGGCGUCUCCAGACUCUGUCACGUCUGUCACAUGUGCUCAGUGUGAACCUUGCUUUCAUCUGUGAAGAGCACAGGGCUCCAGUGGCAAAUUUGCCAAUCUUGGUGUUCUCUGGCAAAUGCCAAACGUCCUGCACGGUGUUGGGCUGUAAGCACAACCCCCACCUGUGGACGUCGGGCCCUCAUACCACCCUCAUGGAGUCUGUUUCUGACCGUUUGAGCAGACACAUGCACAUUUGUGGCCUGCUGGAGGUCAUUUUGCAGGGCUCUGGCAGUGCUCCUCCUGCUCCUCCUUGCACAAAGGCGGAGUUAGCAGUCCUGCUGCUGGGUUGUUGCCCUCCUACGGCCUCCUCCACGUCUCCUAAUGUACUGGCCUGUCUCCUGGUAGCGCCUCCAUGCUCUGGACACUACGCUGACAGACACAGCAAGCCUUCUUGCCACAGCUCGCAUUGAUGUGUCAUCCUGUAUGAGCUGCACUACCUGAGCCACUUGUGUGGGUUGUAGACUCCGUCUCAUGCUACCACUAGAGUGAAAGCACCGCCAGCAUUCAAAAGUGACCAAAACAUCAGCCAGGAAGCAUAGGAACUGAGAAGUGGUCUGUGGUCACCACUUGAAAAACCAGUCCUUUAUUGGGGGUGUCUUGCUAAUUGCCUAUAAUUUCCACCUGUUGUCUAUUUAUUUGCACAACAGCAUGUGAAAUGUAUUGUCAAUCAGUGUUGCUUCCUAAGUGGACAGUUUGAUUUCACAGAAGUGUGAUUGACUUGGAGUUACAUUGUGUUGUUUAAGUGUUCCCUUUAUUUUUUUGAGCAGUGUAUUUCACUUUCCCAUUCUUAACCAUGCAUUUUUAAUGCACCUGUCUAUUAUAGUCAACAUGUUUAUGGCCCAGACGAUAUUAACGGCUGUGCAUGCAUUAAACAUACAGUUGAAGUCGGAAGUUUACAUACACUUAGGUUGGAAAACUCGUUUUUCAACCACUCCACACAUUUCAUGUUCAACUAUAGUUUUGGCAAGUCGGUUAGGACAUCUUCUUUGUGCAUGGCACAAGUAACUUUUCCAACAAUUGUUUACAGACAGAUUAUUUCACUUAUAAUUCACUGUAUCACAAUUCCAGUGGGUCAGAAGUUUACAUACAGUAAGUUGACUGUGCCUUUUUAAACAGCAUGGAAAAUUCCAGAAAAUGAUGUCAUGGCUUUAGAAGCUUCUGAUAGGCUAAUUGACAUAAUUUGAGUCAAUUGGAGGUGUACCUGUGGAUGUAUUUCAAGGCCUACCUUCAAACUCAGUGCCUCUUUGCUUGACAUCAUGGGAAAAUCAAAAGAAAUCAGCCAAGACCUCUGAGGGAAAAAAAUUGUAGACCUCCGCAAGUCUGGUUCAUCCUUUGGAGCAAUUUCCAAAUGCCUGAAGGUACCACGUUCAUCUGUACAAACAAUAGUACGCAAGUAUAAACACAACAUGGGACCAAGCAGCCGUCAUACCGCUCAGGAAGGAGACACGUUCUGUCUCCUAGAGAUGAACGUACUUUGGUGCGAAAAGUGCAAAUCAGUCCCAGAACAACAGCAAAGGACCUUGUGAAGAUGCUGGAGGAAACAGUUACAAAAGUAACUAUAUCCACAGUAAAACAAUUCCUAUAUCAACAUAACCUGAAAGGCCGCUCAGCAAGGAAGAAGCCACUGCUCCAAAACCACCAUAAAAAAAGCAACUGCACAUGGGGACAGAGAUCUUACUUUUUGGAGAAAUGUCCUCUGGUCUGAUGAAACAAAAAUAGAAUUGUUUGGCCAUAAUGACCAUCGUUAUAUUUGGAGGAGAAAGGGGGCUGCUUGCAAGCCGAAGAACACCAUCCCAACCGUGAAGCACGGGGGUGGCAGCAUCAUGCAGUGGGGGUGCUUUGCUGCAGGAGGGACUGGUGCACUUCACAAAAUAGAUGGUAUCAUGAGGAAGGAAAAUUAUGUGGAUAUAUUGAAGCAACAUCUCAAGACAUCAGUCAGGAAGUUAAAGCUUGGUCGUAAAUGGUUCUUCCAAAUGGCCAAUGACCCCAAGCAUACUUCCAAAGUUGUGGCAAAAUGGUUUAAGGACAACAAAGUCAAGGUAUUGGAGUGGCCAUCACAAAGCCCUGACCUCAAUACUAUAGAAAAUGUGUGGGCAGAACUGAAAAAGCGUGUGCGAGCAAGGAGGCCUACAAACCUGACUCAGGUUACACCAGCUCUGUCAGGAGGAAUGGGCAAAAAUUCACCCAACUUAUUGUAGGAAGCUUGUGGAAGGCUACCCGAAACGGUUGACCCAAGUUAAACAAUUUAAAGGCAAUGCUACCAAAUACUAAUUGAGUGUAUGUAAACUUCUGACCCACUGGGAAUGUGAUUAAAGAACUAAAAGCUGAAAGAAAUAAUUCUCUCUACUAUUAUUCUGACAUUUCACAUUCUUAAAAUAAAGUGGUGAUCCUAACUGACCUAAGACAGGGAAUUUUUACUAUGAUUAAAUGUCAGGAAUUGUGGAAAAACUGAGUUUAAAUGUAUUUGGCUAAGGUGUAUGUAAACUUCCAACUUCAACUGUACAGCCUUAUUCCUAAAUUCAUUACAUAUUUUUUUUUCUCUCAUCAAUCUACACACAAUACCCCAUAAUGACAAAGCAAAAACAGGUUUUUGAAAUGUUUGCAAAUGUAUUAGAAAUUUAAAAAAUACCUUAUUUACGUAUUCAGACCCUUUGCUAUGAGACUCAAAAUUGAGCUCAGGUGCAUGUUGUUUCCAUUGAUCAUCAUUGAAAUGUUUUAUACAACUUGAAUGGAGUCCACCGGUGGUAAAUUCAAUUGAGUGGACUUGAUUUGGAAAGGCACACACCUGUCUAUAUAAGGUCCCACAGUUGACGGACAUGUCAGAGCAGAAACCAAGCCAUGAGGUCGAAGGAAUUGUCCGUAGAGCUCCGAGAAAGGAUUGUGUCGAGGCACAGAUCUGGGGAAGGGUACCAAAAAAUGUCUGCAGCAUUGAAGGUCCCCAAGAACACAGUGGCCUUCAUCAUUCUUAAAUGGAAGAAGUUUAGAACCACCAAGCCUCUUCCUAGAGCUGUCCGCCCGGCCAAACUGUGCAAUCGGGAGAAGGGCUUUGGUCAGGGAGGUGACCAAGAACCCGAUGGUCACUCUCACAGAGCUCUAGAGUUCCUCUGUGGAGAUGGGAGAACCUUCCUGAAUGACAACAUCUCUGCAGCACUCCAACAAUCAGGCCUUUAUGGUAGAGUGGCCAGACGGAAGUCACUCCUCAGUAAAUGGCACAUGACAGCCCACUUGGAGUUGCCAAAAGGCACCUAAAGGACUCUCAGACCAUCAGACUGAUGAAACCAAGAUUGAACUCUUUGGCCUGAAUGCAAAGCAUCACAUCUAGAGGAAACCUGGCACCAUCCCUACGGUGAAGCAUGGUGGUGGCAGCAUCAUGCUGGGGGGAUGUUUUACAGCGGCAUGAACUGGGAGACUAGUCAGGAUCGAGGCAAAGAUGAACGGUGCAAAGUACAGAGAGAUUCUUGAUGAAAACCUGCUCCAGAGCAUUCAGGCCCUCAGACUGGGGUGAAGUUUCAUCUUCCAACAGGACAACGACCCUAAGCACACAGCCAAGACAACGCAGGAAUGUCUUCGGGACAAGUGUCUUAAUGUCCUUGAGUGGCCCAGCCAGAGCCCAGACUUGAACCUGAUCGAACAUCUCUGGAGAGAACUGAAAAUAGCUGUGCAGCGACAGUCCCCAUUCAACCUGACAGAGCUUGAGAGGAUCUGCAUAGAAGAAUGGGAGAAACUCCCCAAAUAUAGGUGUGCCAAGCUUGUAGUGUCAUACCCAAGAAGACUUGAGGCUGUAAUCGCUGCCAAAUGUGCUUCAACAAAGUACUGAGUAAAGGGUCUGAAUACUUAUGUAAAUGUCAUAUUUCAGUUUUGAAAUGUUUAAUACAUUUGCUAAAUAUUCUAAAAAUCUGUUUUUGCUUUGACAUUAUGGGGUAUUGUGUGUAGAUUGAUGAGGGGGGAAAAAAACAAUUUAAUCAAUUUUAAAAUAAGGCUGUAACGUAACAAAAUGUGGAAAAAGUCAAGGGGUCUGAAUACUUUCCAAAUGCACUCGAUCUUUGUGUUUUAUAUUGUUUCAUGUUUUGUAAAUGUAUUUCUAUCUCUACUUAUAUUUCAGGAAGUUGAGCGUGAAAUCUCCUUUCGGACAGAAUGUGGCCUGUACUACUCGUACUAUAAACAGAUGUUGAGAGCUCCCUCCAUACUGCAAGGUAUGGUACGAUGACCGCUACUCCCUGCACGUCACAGUAGAUAUAGGCUAGCCCCCCCUACUCCCACAUCCUCAGGUUAUUAUACUGGUCAUCUCAGGGGAAAUAACACAGAGUCCAAUGAGAAUCCUAACCUUUUAUGGUCACAAGUGCUCUUUCAGAACUCAAUGCCCUGGAAAUGAGCCCAUUCACUUUUAAAACAUUUCCUUCGCUCGGAAACAUUGGACAGUAAUCUUUUCGCCCUCAUUAAAUUAAUUCCCCUUAUUUUAAUUAUACAGCAUUUGCUGAAAUAGAGGUCCUUAAAUAGCGAGACAGCGGGCAUUGGCAUACCCCUCGGUCCACUUGUCUGUCUGGUCGGGUCCCUUCAUCAUAAUGUAAUGGGAGAGCUAUUUGACCAAUGGCUUGUUAUGUAACCAUGGUAACAAAGCUAGUUAAAAGGGAGAUGAAGGAGAAAAAAACUCUGGCGUUGUAAGUGACCUGUGUCGUACUUCAUCUUUAAACAGGACCUCUCAGGAUGGGGUGCUGUUGUAUUUAUGCAUGGAUAUAUACAGUGGGGAAAAUAAGUAUUUAGUCAGCCACCAAUUGUGCAAGUUCUUCCACUUAAAAAGAUGAGAGAGGCCUGUAAUUUUCAUCAUAGGUACACGUCAACUAUGACAGACAAAAUGAGAAAAAAAAAUCCAGAAAAUCACAUUGUAGGAUUUUUAAUGAAUUUAUUUGCAAAUUAUGGUGGAAAAUAAGUAUUUGGUCAAUAACAAAAGUUUCUCAAUACUUUGUUAUAUACCCUUUGUUGGCAAUGACACAGGUCAAACGUUUUCUGUAAGUCUUCACAAGGUUUUCACACACUGUUGCUGGUAUUUUGGCCCAUUCCUCCAUGCAGAUCUCCUCUAGAGCAGUGACGUUUUGGGGCUGUCGCUGGGCAACACAGACUUUCAACUCCCUCCAAAGAUUGUCUAUGGGGUUGAGAUCUGGAGACUGGCUAGGCCACUCCAGGACCUUGAAAUGCUUCUUACGAAGCCACUCCUUCGUUGCCCGGGCGGUGUGUUUGGGAUUAUUGUCAUGCUGAAAGACCCAGCCACGUUUCAUCUUCAAUGCCCUUGCUGAUGGAAGGAGGUUUUCACUCAAAAUCUCACGAUACAUGGCCCCAUUCAUUCUUUCCUUUACACGGAUCAGUCGUUCUGGUCCCUUUGCAGAAAAACAGACCCAAAGCAUGAUGUUUCCACCCCCAUGCUUCACAGUAGGUAUGGUGUUCUUUGGAUGCAACUCAGCAUUCUUUGUCCUCCAAACACAACGAGUAGAGUUUUUACCAAAAAGUUAUAUUUUGGUUUCAUCUGACCAUAUGACAUUCUCCCAAUCCUCUUCUGGAUCAUCCAAAUGCACUCUAGCAAACUUCAGACGGGCCUGGACAUGUACUGGCUUAAGCAGGGGGACACGUCUGGCACUGCAGGAUUUUAGUCCCUGGCGGCAUAGUGUGUUACUGAUGGUAGGCUUUGUUACUUUGGUCCCAGCUCUCUGCAGGUCAUUCACUAGGUCCCUCCGUGUGGUUCUGGGAUUUUUGCUCACCGUUCUUGUGAUCAUUUUGACCCCACAGGGUGAGAUCUUGCGUGGAGCCCCAGAUCGAGGGAGAUUAUCAGUGGUCUUGUAUGUCUUCCAUUUCCUAAUAAUUGCUCCCACAGUUGAUUUCAUAAAACCAAGCUGCUUACCUAUUGCAGAUUCAGUCUUCCCAGCCUGGUGCAGGUCUACAACUUUGUUUCUGGUGUCCUUUGACAGCUCUUUGGUCUUGGCCAUAGUGGAGUUUGGAGUGUGACUGUUUGAGGUUGUGGACAGGUGUCUUUUAUACUGAUAACAAGUUCAAACAGGUGCCAUUAAUACAGGUAACGAGUGAAGGACAGAGGAGCCUCUUAAAGAAGAAGUUACAGGUCUGUGAGAGCCAGAAAUCUUGCUUGUUUGUAGGGUGACCAAAUACUUAGUUUCCAUCAUAAUUUGCAAAUAAAUUCAUUAAAAAUCCUACAAUGUGAUUUUCUGGAUUUCUUUUUUCUCAAUUUGUCUGUCAUAGUUGACGUGUACCUAUGAUGAAAAUUACAGGCCUCUCUCAUCUUUUUAAGUGGGAGAACUUGCACAAUUGGUGGCUGACUAAAUACUUUUUCCCCCACUGUAGCUCAGUCAUAUUGCCUGGCUCUAAUCAAAGGCAUACUCAAAAUUGUGAUGACAUUGCCAGGCCUGGAGCGAAACCUCAGAUCUUGGUUGCUAUUUACGAGGUACUAUUUGCUCAAACCAAACGUAAUUCAAUAAUGCUCUUGCCCAACAGACUGGAAACAUGAUCACACUUUGUUUACAUGACUCCAUCUGCUCAAGUUAGGGUGAUCUUAUCCCGGAAUUAUAACUCAGCAGAGUUUAUAUAAGAUCGGAGUGAAGCGUCACGUUUUUUAAAUUGUCACGCAAAUGUGGCAUUAGUAUCGCAGACCCUAUAACUCCGGAGAAGUUAGAGCCUACUUAGUUUGAAUGAGUUGCUGUAUUACACUACAUACUGAAAGUGGCCAAGUCACAGAAAGUUAGAAACGUCCAGCCAAUGAUGCCAUGUUAAGUAGAAAUGAUAUCCUUUGCCACCAUUGUCUUACAACAUGACAGAUAGCUCAAACCAGUCAUGGCUAUUCAACAAAACAAUACAUAAUUCUGAAGUUUCUUUCCAGUGAAUUUCUUAGUUACAUGAUUGUACGUAUAACUAGCAAAUACGUUUUGAAGUUGAGGGUGCAGUAUUUAUCAAGUUUGGCAAUGAGGACGAUAACUAGUAGCAUAGUUCAGCUAGUUUAGCCAGGGAAAACCGGGGGAAACGAGCUCGGGACAGGAUAUACUGUAGCUGGGCGCACAUGUGCACUAGGCUAAUUCAGGGUAUAGAUUGUAGUUUUUAUUCCCUGAUAUCAGGAGCUGGCGGCGAAAAGUUUGAUUAAACAAUUCAGAGACUGAAACGAAUAUAUAAGAUGACAAAUAUUUAAGGAGAGCGAAUCAAUAUCCCGAAAUCAGCUGUCAAUAGUAAAGCAAAGCUUAAAAUUAUGUUUGUGUGAACCUGAAUCUAGAAAAUGAAUGGUGAAGUCGCUUCCGGACACGUUAGACUCCUCUUCCUCACCAUUCUGUUCCGUUGUUGGUGUACACCUACACCAUUCCAACACAGAAAAGCUGCUUCUUAACAUUUAAUUACAAUUUUCUGGAAGGAGAACCAUUUCACUCAUAUUGUAAUUAAUUGGCAGAUAGAUUUAAUAAAAAUCUUGAAACCCUGGACAGUUAUUUUAAGAAAGAACCUUCUUUCUGUCUGUAUGUGAUCAGGUCUUUCAGAACUCAUCAAUGAUAAUGCCACUGAAUCCAAGAGAACCAUCAACCUCCUGCAACGCAUGAACAUCUAUCAGGAGGUGUUCCUAGGUGUUCUCUAUAGGAUUCUACCCAUACAGGUAAUACAGAGACCACACUUGUCUAUUUCAAAUAAUAAUGGAGAUAAUUGGACAUUAUUUCAUGGUCUGUGUGUGUGUGUUUAUUUCAGGCCUACCUGGAGCCAGUGUAUUUCUAUAUCUACACAGUGUUUUCCCUCCAGGCGGUGUAUGUCAUUGCCCUAUUCAUCACCAGCUGGCUGCUCAGUGGCUCCUGGCUGGCAGGGGCUCUCACUGGAGUCUGGUACAUCCUCAACAGGUAUACAUCUCACCACGCACACCCAACUAAUAAUUCAUUAAAAGGCUAAACGUAUUAGCCUGGUCCCAGAUCUGUUGGCGCUUUUGCCUACUCCAUUGUCAAUGUCAAGCUAAACAUGACACAAGGAGUUGGCAAGAGAGCAGAACCAAACUGGCAUACAGGUUAUACAAUUAUAGCUACUGGACAAACUUGAUGUCCUACUGCAAGCUGUCACAAGGCCAUUCCUAAAACACCCACUUUGACCUAAGAUCUGAAUGGAAAAUGAAAUGCUGGUGGUCUGAGCGUUCCAUGUGUCAUUUGUGUUCCAGAGUGGACACAACGCGGGUGGAGUUCACCAUCUCUCUCAGGGAGAACUGGUCCCUUCCCUUCUUCGCUCUCCAGAUAGCUGCCAUCACUUGCUACCUGAGGCCUCACCUCAAAACCAUCCAGCAGGUAGACACUCAACCUAGCAGAGGACACCACCAUCUCCUCUGUGCUCUACACACAUAUACAUACGAUUAGACCAGAAUAGGAGAGAAGAGAAAAUCUGUUGAAAUAGGUAACGAAUCACUAUCAAAUGAAGUAUAUUCUCUUAGAAGUUGUUUUGGAGUCAAGUGGCUGAUUUAUAAUGGGGUCUGUGUUGUUCUGUCCACUCCUUUCCUGUGUGCAGAAGGUGGUGUUGUGGCUGAUGUUCCUGGCCACGUUGUGUUUCUGCCUCACCUGGCAGUUUAAUCAGUUCAUCCUGCUGGUUCAGGCUCUCAUCAUCUUCACCCUGGACUGUCUGGACCUCAUCUCCACAGAACAGGUCUGUGACAUCAUUAAUCUCUCAUCAUGCACGUCACAGCAUUCAGCCAAAUAUGUGAUGUAUUAUUUUGUUCCUAAAGUGUCUUUGGCCGAGAUUCAAUCUGUCACAGAUGAAGGACCUGUGAAUGAUGAUAGAGGAUGUUGUGGAUGGCAGCUCAAGCAAUCAGGUUGAGGCUAGGGUUAGGACUGAACCGGGAUGUGCACAUGAAGCUAGGUUUAGGGUUUGGUUCAAAUACUAUUUUAUUUGUCACAUGCGCCAAAUGCAACAGGUGUAGACUUGCAAAUAGUAACACAAUAAAAUAACAAUAACGAGGCUAUAUACAAGGAGUACUGGUACUGAGUCAAUUUAUUUGCAGGGGUACGAGGUAAUUGAGGUAAUAUGUACCUAGGCAAUCAGGAUAUAUAAUAAACAGAGUAGCAGAAGCAUGUGUGUGUGUUUUGUGCGUGUGAGCGUAUGUAGUGUGUGUUGGAAUGUCAGUGUAGUAUGUGGGUAGAGUCCAGUGAGUGUGCAUAGAGCCAGUGCAAAAAAAAAGGGGGUCAAUGCAAAUAGUCCGGGUAGCCAUUUGAUGAACAGUUCUGCAGUCUUAUGGCUUGAGGGUAGAAGCUGUUCAGGAGCCUUUUAGUCCCAGACUUGGUGCUCUGGUACAGCUUGCCAUGUGGUAGCAGAGAGAGUCUUUGACAAUUUUUAGGGCCUUCCACAGACACCACCUGGUACAGAGGUCCUGGAUGGCAGGGAGCUCAGCCCCAGUGAUGUACUGGGCCGUACGCACUACCCUCUGUAGUGCCAUAUGUUCGGAUGCCAAGCAGUUGCCAUACCAAGCGGUGAUGAAGCCAGUCAAGAUGCUCUCAUGGUGCAGCUUUAUAGCUUUUUGAGGAUCUGAGGGCCCAUGCCAAAUCUUUGAGGCUAGGGUUAGAGUUGAGCCGGGAUGUGGACAUGAAGUUAGGGUUGAGGCAGGGUGUGGACUUUGUAGCUCAGUUGGUAGAGCAUGGUGCUCGUAACGCCAGGGUAGUGGGUUCUAUUCCCGGGACCACCCAUAGGUAAAAUGUAUGCACACAUGACUGUAAGUCGCUUUGGAUAAAAGCGUCUGAUAAUUGGCAUACUGUAUAUUAUAUAUAUAUUAUUAUUAUUACCGAUUCCUUUCUCCAGGUGACCUGCCUGUACCUAGUCCAGGUAAGCAGCCUGCUAUCGGUGUGGCUGCUGCAGUUCUGUAACUCCAUGAUCCUGGGCUCUCUGGCUCUCAGCUUCAUUGUGGCCGCUCUCUUUGUCAAGCACUUCCAGGUGAGCCCAAACACAUACUGCAUGUUCCUCUUAAUACCCCAGGGAUUUGACUGGUUUAUUUGACAGUCGUGAUAUACAGUAAGUGCAAUGUGGUCAUGACAUACUGAGACACUGUUUGUAUGUUUGAAAGCUCUUUGUCUUUUUGCCUUGUGUUCCAUGGAGAGAGGGCUGAAGACGGGAGGUCUUGCAGCGCGGCUGGGAAAGCUGCUCCUUCACACCGUCCUCGUCCUUGCACUUACAUUCACUAUUAAUUAUUUAGCCAAGGUGAGCCCUGAGACUUGUACUACAUCCUCCUCCUGUCACCAGGAAUGAAUAAGAAGUCCUCUGUGUGUUAUGAGCUGUGGAGAAGCCAGGAGAAAGGCGCACAGGAGUUGGGAGGACAUUGUGAAAACAUUUAUUUCCAGCUGUUUCAAAAUACAGCAUAUAACUGACACUUACAUGGGAAUAACUAUGCAUCUGUAAUGUACAUUAUGCUAACUUGCAUCUAAGGAAGUUGUUUUUAAAUGUCUGGCUCUUUCAUGUUGACUCAGACAUGCAUAACCUGACCUUAUCUCUUUUUCCCUGUGUAUCUUCAUGUUUGGACAGCAAGCGUUGCAGCUCCGAUCUGAUGAACACAUCUUUAAAUUCAUAAAGUCCAAGUUUGGCUUGGGGCCUACGAGGUAGAGUAUACACUGAGUUAUUUACCAUGUUUUAAUGACUCACUAACUGACACUUCAGAAAGUACCUAGUGUACAAUCCUGAGAUGAUAAAACCCCUUUCAUUAAUCGCAUAUUAAAUAUAAUUUAUACACCCAGAGGAAAUGUGCUGUAGUAUUUCAGAUUAAGUAUCCAACAAACUGAGGGAAACAACUACUAUGUCAAUACUCAAAGCCACAGUGUAACAAGAGCUCUCUCUCUCUCUCUCUCUCUCUCUCUCUCUCUCUCUCUCUCUCUCUCUCUCUCUCUCUCUCUCUCUCUCUCUCUCUCUCUCUCUCUCUCUCUCUCUCUCUCUCUCUCUCUCUCUCUCUCUCAGAGAUUUCGAUGCCAGUCUGUACCUGUGUGAGGAAGCCUUUGGGCUGCUUCCCUUGGACACGUUUGACCGCUUGGCUGGCACUCUGCUGGCAUACCCUUACCUCGUCACCCUGAUUGUGCUCCUGGUGAUGCUGGCGCUGGUAACACUGGCCAACCUCUGGUAAGUUGGAUCUCCUCCUGUGGCAAUGGACUGAGAAUGACAUUCGGACACAGUCCACAUAUGGUUGAGUCAUGCCCCGGACAUAACGGGUCCCUGGCUUCCAAGCGCUAUCAGCCUUAAUCCCAUGUGCAUAUUGCAACGCUUAUCCACAUUUUGUUGUUUUCAUUUAUUUUCUUCAUUCUGUUUCCUUAAAUUCCCUCACCAUCUGUCAUGCUGACACCUGUCUUAUCUGGCUCCAAAACACUGAGAUAGAGUAGAGUUCAAGAGGUUGCUUGUUGGUAGCCCACACAUCUAUCACAUAAUAAUUAUUUGCAAUUAGUAAUUAAUUAUUGUUCUUAAUAAUUAGUAAAGAGGCUCUCCUUUUUGUAUUUGUAUAUGCUUUAUUUAGAUAGUUUAGCAACUGACGGUGAGGUAGAUGAGGAGGAGAACAGGGAUUGAACCCCAGUCUCUGGGGUCAUGGUACAUGAUGUCCUUAGAGCCCACUUACUACUCGACCACAGUCUUUGCACAUAUAAUAAUGAUUUAGCCACUCAUAUGCCACUGCUGUCAGUUAGUUCUGUUAUUCUCUAGUUGUGUGGAGACCUAAUAGAACAUAUUGAGGUAGUGGGUGGCAGGCAGCAUCACAACAAUCCUCUUGAGUCCUCUCCCUAAGGCCCUGUGAAUAUCUGAGCAUGUCACGUCUCACUGUGUUGUCCCUUCCCUGUUUGAUGAGAGAGAGAGAGAAUCCUGCUCCUAUCCUUUUGUCCCCUUCUCAUUCUAGUUAUCAGAGCCCAGUCUGGGCCCCCAGGCACUCAACCCUCCCACAAGCGAAUCAUUACAGGCUCAUUGCAGAUACACCAGUUAACCUUUUGGAGGAGAGCGAAAGACAAACGGAAUAAUCUGCCUAAUGUCACCAGCCCUCGCCUUUAUGUAUUAUGCAUCAAUGUUUUUCCUAUUCUCAGUGAGUCUUCAGCGGUUGGGCGGCCGCUGAAAGGCCGAUGCGAGGAGCGGCCGAUCUGUAUGCGGGCAGAUGUCGCCUACAAUCUGUUACACACUGUCUUCUUCGGCCUCCUGGCGUUCAGCACCAUGAGGUGAGCUCCGCUGCUUGUUCAAGAUGAUAUCUCUCCAGACAGGUCUGGAAUUAUGCUGAAUAACCAACAUCUACUUUCUUUAUCUCUCUCUCCUUAUUCUUUCAGUUUAAUCUACCCAUCUGUCCUCCAUUUGAGUUGGCUUACCCCUGUUCUUCUCUUUUUUUCUCCACUUGUCUUGCUCUCUCCAAACUGCUCUUACCUUAUCUGCCAAAUGUUUUGAUCACACACCAUUUCCAAUUUGUGAUGUUUAUUUUGCUGCCCCAUAAUAUAAGGAGAACGCUGCUGAUAAUAUCCUUAUAAUGCAAAGUACAUUUUGUUUAAAAAAAGGUUGUUCUGAUCUUUUAAAUACACUGCUCUUCUCCUCUCUCCAGAAUGAAAUAUCUGUGGACUGGCCAUAUGUGUGCCUUUGCUGCCUAUGGCGUGUGUGGCAAGGAGCUGUGGUCCCUCUGCCUUAACAUGAUCCGCUGUAACACUAAAACAAAGGUAAAGGCAACAGUUCAGAUCCCUAAGGUUUCUUUUACAGAGGAAUGAGCACAGUUAGCAGGUUCUGGAUUCCACCAUGAGAUGGCCCAGUCCUACACUGAGGCAGUAGGAACACAUUGGAAUGAUAGCCUGCUUGUUCUGUGCUGAACAGUUACAACCUAAUCCAGUAGGUGGCAAUAUGGUAACAACCAACUGACACCAACAUGUCUGUAGAGAGAAACUAAAUAUCGCAACAGAUUGUAAUGUUCACCCUGGUUAUUUUCUCUCUCAUUUUGCAGCUGAGGCUGAUCAGGUACACGGUUCCACUUGUCAUUCUGGGCUUUCUAUAUUACAAGGUGAGACAUUUGCCUUGCUAUUUAAUCACAAUUUGCAGUACAAUAUUUUCUCACCCACAGAAAUUGCAGUUACUGUGAACUGAGAUGGAGUUAAAAAUGGAAGCAACUACCGGCUGGUGACUAGUGUGUUAAGGACUUUGGCUCUCUCCUCUCCUCACUCUAUCAACAGUGCAGAGGAAUUGGCAGUCAUUGGGAUGUGUGAAUGGAUGUGUUUAGUUUAUAUGAAAGUGAUUAUCGUGAGCUGAUGUGUUUCUGUGAAGUUUGGUUAUUUAGAGUAUUUGUCUUUGUGCUAUUUCUCUAUAGUUCUGGCCCAAACUGAUGACGGAAGUAUCAGAACUGAGAGAAUUCUACGACCCUGACACUGUUGAGCUGAUGACCUGGAUUAGGUAAAAUCCUCGGUACCUCUGCUUUAAUGUGCGCACAUACGCACACAUACAUACAGGCGUAGAUGUCAAACAAACGCAAAUCAGGUUAGCUUUGUUCCACAGAUCAAGUUCCACCAUCAUUGCCUGUGACUGCAUGUGUUUAUGUGAAAUGUAGAUUUGGUGAGCUGUGGUGCAUGAAUAAGACAUGGAGGUCUGGAGAGGACCCAGCUGUUGGCAGUGGUUCAGCCCAUGGCCCAGGCCCCUGUGGAAGGGUUUUAUCAAGCCAAUCAGUCCUGAUGUGAUCAGAGAUGGAGGUGAAUUUGGCGUGGCUCCUUGGCUCUGAGAGAGACUGACUGUGGAGGACAGACCUUAAAAAGAUUCACUCUGUGAAAUGACACAGGUUCUCUGCCUCCAGAGAAAAUCCUAUUUGCUUGGCGGAUUAGCGUGUAGAGUUACCUUCUCUGGUGCUGGCACAUUAAGCCUCUUGCCAUGCGCUAAUUACAUUUAAGAUGAAAGAGUUAAGCAGGGAUCGUGUUUCAUGAGACUCGGGCAUAGCUGCUCUUGUUUGUAGAUUAUCACAAAUUCAGAGUGAAUGUGAACGAAAAACAGGGAACAUAUAUUUCUGUCUCAUUCACAGUAUUUACAUGAAGUACUCAUUGGUUUGUUAGGGUAAUCUUGCUGGGGAAUGUACUUGAACAUACCAUGUAUCCAUGGGCACUUUUUAAAAUAGUUCCAUUGUAAUAAAUCUGCAGUUCAGGAGAUUUAAUCAGUGCAACAGAGACAUUAAGGAGAGAAGAGGAAACACAACAUACAGCUCCAGACUUUCUUGAUGAAACUGGUUUGCUGACUGUUUCUUUUUCAGUUAAAGCUGAGUCUGUAAUUGUGAGUCCUUCCAGCUUCCUCCUGCUAAAUGCACAUUCAGAAGUCAGUGGUAGCUCACCAUUGUGUAUGAAAAUGCUUGAUAAUUUCUCUCUCUUGACAUUGCUGGCUCCACGCUUGAUGGUGCCCUUUAAGUUGUGCUGGUGUCUGUCAUUACGGUCUUUGACAGCAUUGUGAGGCACCGUCAUCACAGACACCCUUAUCAUUUAGAGCAUUGGUCUGCCAUGCAAUUAAUUUCCCCUCUUUUGUUUGGUGGUUAAUAUUGUCACGCCAUCCUUUGAUUCUGAAAAGCUGAGUUAUUUCAGAAUGUUGCCUUGUUUUUGAAUAAUGAAGAUAAAUGAAGCUUUUGUUGUCCCUGGGAAACUUCUGCAGCUGUAAGAGUGGCUGUAAUUUCUUUUCACCACUGGAACAAAGAAGACGUUUUCACGCUGUAAACUGUGGAUUUCUUCAUGUUUUUGACACUCUCAUAUCCUCCACUUUCACUCCUUGCUAAUUGUCGUUCUGUCAGCUUGCCUUUUCUCUUCCUUGUAUAAGUUGUAUUUAUUAUACAUAGUCCCCAGAGGAUCUCAGUAGCAGUAAGUCAUACUCUGUCUAUCCUUGUAUGAACCACAGUUAUUCCCCCUCAGGAUAUUAUCAAUAGAUAGCUUAUGACUUCGCCCACUGUGAAAUUGCAUUAUAAUGAAAUUUAGCCAACUCUCCCUCUCUCAACCGAUCAGUCAGUCAAUCAAUCAUCAUCACCCUCCACUCUGUCUCCAAACUCCGUGGCGGUUGAAUUGGCCGUUAUAGUGGCUGGUUGGUGUAACAGCCGAUAUCUUUGCUGAUCCAUCUCUUCUAACUGUGAGCAGAGCAGUCAGACAGGAUGAGCAGAGCUGUAGGAUCUUAGGAUGGACUUGACAGGCACAUCUCUGUUUCUGUCUCCAUCUCUGCCGUACCUGAGCUCCUUACAAAUCACAACCGUUAGCAUCUCAGAGCUGUUAGCAUCCCCCUCUCUCCCGUACCUGCCUCUUUUGGACUCAUGCUGUGUAGACAUUAGUAGGCUAUCCUCCUUCUUUACUAUCUGAUUCAUAGACACUGAAACGUUCCACCUAUCUGUUCUCUUUCCCUCUCUGCCUGCACCACUACCACUUUGUGUAGCGUAACUAACGCACAGGCACAGUCAUGCAUACCAAUUUCACACUUAGUCACCAUCCGUGUCCUCCUCCACCAACUAUUAACAGCGUUAAUACAUUUUUAUAAUGUCACCGGGGCGGCAGGCAUUUACAUACCAGAAUAUAAAUCUGAAAUGAAAUAUAAAUCAGCUGAGGAAUCCCACUUGAAUAUGCAGUAAUUAAAAGCAAACUCCCAUGGAGAGGAGGAAGUGACCCGGAAGAGCAGGUCAGAGGUCAGUCCCAUCACCCCAUCACACACAGCCCAGGGUGGCUGGCGAUUAGCCCCGCAAGCUGCUAAUGUUCCUAGUGGGGGCGUCCUAUCGCUCCCCCCCGCAGCCCAGAGGGAGCCAGCGGUCUCAACAUAUCCCCCCUUCUCUGUAAUGUGGAUUUGAAUGGCAAAUCAACAUGUUUGGAGGAGGAAUUGAGGAAAUAAUAGUUGCUGUGAAAGAGGCUCUGCUAUGAUCUCUUACAGAGUUAGUGAGUGAUUUGAUUUCCUUUUCUAAUAUAGAUAACACAAUGGCUCCUCCACCAGGGAAUAGUCAAUUAAACUGAAAUGAUUUAAUUCUACCUGUGUGUGUGUGUGUUUGAGAAAAAUACCUUUUUCUUAUGCUCUUUUGUGCUGUUCUCGACUGCCUAAUUGAUUUGUGAAAUACCUGAACAACCGCUCCACAGGUUAACAGCUCCACAGGUGGUUCUCAACCAACUAUGCACACACUGUGCUGCUUGUUUCUGCCUGAAAUGACCUGAUUCCUCAGUUGUUACCAACAAUUACCACCAAUAUAUUUAUUACUGGAAAUGGGUGCUAUGAGUGGAAAGUGCCCUCUCUCCACACGAGUGUAUCCAUGCAAUCAGACUUGCCGGGUUGAGGGAGAGUGUAUACAGCCCAGACUGUAAACAUAACAAUUGUUCUUUCCUCUGAGUUGUGGCUCAUGUUGAGUAAAAAAUGCCCCCAGGUUGUGUAGCUAGUCAGAGGGUGUCUCAGGCAUGUACAGGUGCAGGAUGAGUCAUUGUCUCCAUGAGCGGUGAUCAGUGUUAUGAGACAGAGAAGGCCAAGGUCGGGCUGUGGUAAUAACAAGGCUCUACUUAGAGUCAGUCUCUCUAAGCUGUACUAAUACAACACAUUCCACACUGGGCUUCGUCCUUCCUGUGAGUCCUCACUCACCACCUCUCUAGAACACCUUGAGAAAGAUUCCUUUGCGAAAGAAAGAGACAUGGUUUAUUUGUCUGAGAAAAAUGAUAUGUUCCCAGCAGCCUUUUGAAGGCUGUCCUUUCACUAGGCUUAGAAUCUCUCAUUGAAGUUGUGCCUCCGCAAAGUAUUUGUUACUAAUAGAAGAAAAAAAGUGCCAUUGUAGCUGUGAAGAAAACAUAUAAUACAUCUGCAAAGAUUAUUGUAAAAGAACUUGAUGGCAUUGAGUAAAGAAUACCUGCAGUGUCCAAGUACAGAUAUCAGUAUGGUAUUAGCUUGCUACUGAGUCAUGAGAAACCAACAACAAUAACCCCUCUUGUUAAAUACAAAGAUGCACUGGCUCUACAGCAUGUUAACAUCUUCUAUCCAGGUUUGAGAAGCGGCUGUAGCAUGCUGACGGGGAGCUUCUGUAGUGAAUAAUGCUCACAUGCGUCAUUGCCCUCUGUGUAGCAUACAACAGUAUAAACGCUGAUCUCCCAGAAAACACUUCUUCUUCCUUGUCUUCCAGCUCAAAGACCCCCAAGAAGGCGGUGUUUGCUGGGAGCAUGCAGCUGCUGGCUGGGAUCAAACUGUGCACAGGGAGAGUCCUGACUAACCACCCACACUAUGAAGACCGAGCCCUGAGAGAGCGGACCAGACAGGUAAAACAAACCCUUUAUCCUGAUCCUACUUCUAUACUUUACUUAAUUAUGUUUCUUUUUUACACAAGACCUGAGAUUAGAGCAAUAUGGAGAAAACAGUACACCUGUAAAUAUGUGAAGACCAGGGUUGGGGGUCAAUUGCAUUUGAAUUCAGUCCAAACAGGGAAUUAAACAGUCCACAUGGAAAAGAAAGGGCUGUGUUCAAAUCAUCUCCAGAAUUGUAAUAGAAUUGACCCCACUCCAUUGAUGACGCUAUCAAGGAGAGGACACCACUUCCAUAUACCUGUGCUGUGAUAUUAGCAUGGAGGGGACGUCAACCGCGGCGGGGAAAUGGAGUCACAUAAACCUCAACAUGAGAGCAUGCUAUCAGUCACUUUUAUAUUUCCUGUCUGGCUUUCCCCUCAGUUUUACAGAAGCGUGCGACUUUAUCAGCCAGACAACGCCAUGUUUUCAUCUCACCCAGGGAUAGCAAGUAGCGUUUGUCAGAUGCAGAGAUUAAUUGUGGUGGUGUGAACCGUCUCUAAAGCUUGUUAGGCAGUGCAGAGUGUGGGGCUAGGUGAGGGGGAGGCAGACAGGCAGAGAGGAGAUGGUGCAGGGCUGCUGGAUGGUUGGGUACAGAGCGUUCUGCCACUCUGUGGGAGGUGCUCUACGGCUUGUGGUGCUGUGCGGUGUGGGGCUCACGAAGCUCUCCAGGCAGAGCUCUGACUAAUGAAGCUCUGCAGCUGUGGGAGGGCUCCUCAGGGUGGGGGCUCUGGCUCUGCCGUGGGACAUGAGCAGAAUGCUCCCUCCACAUCACCCUGCUGCGUGGCUCUCUGCCACUCAGCCCCCCAGCACCAGCACGGCUUACUGUUAACCCUCAUGGCAAGGCCUCUCAUAGCCCUCUAUCUAAUCCCCAAAGUCAUGCCUGCCUGUGUGUGUGUCUAUCUGAGCCCGAUGUUGUUUUGUGCUGUGUUGUCCUCCAUGUUUACAGGUGUGUCUGUAAUCCCCUAUGUGUGUUUCUCUCCUCCUGGUUAAUCUCUGUGUCGUUUCAGGUGUAUCAGAUCUACGCCCAGCAAUCCCCAGAGGAGGUCCACAGGAUCCUGCGUGCGGCGGGGGCUGAUUUCGUGGUGAUGGAGGACAGCAUCUGCUACGAGAGGAGGCAUGGCCGGGGCUGCAGGCUCAGAGACCUGCUGGAUCUGUCCAACGGACAUGUAGGUGUUGUUUUCUGUUCUGUAAUGGCAGGGGUUGGGAUUCUGUGAUGCCAGCUCUUUCACAAAUAUAUGUCUGUACGUGCAUGCAUGUACACGUGUGAGUGUUUGACGUGUAAGUGUUUGUUUGACCAGGAGGCAGAUUGUUUGGUUAAAAUAUAGUUUUUUAGAGAGUUGAUAGGAGGAAUAUUGAUUGGACUGCUUCAGUAUAAGAGAAAGGGAGUGAGGGAUGGAUUCUUUGGGUGUCUGUGUUUGUGAGAGUGAGAUGGGGAGGGUUGUUUGGGUGUGUGUGCGUGCACGCCAAUCUCUACGUGAUGUUGAUGUGGGGUUAGAUUGGUGUGUGUUUGCAUGUGCUCUCUAUAAAUCACAUGUUGUCUGUCAGCCUCUGUCACUCAAAGACACUUCAAAGUAUGAUUGCUUUGAAAGGGCUCAAUUACAGGCAGCAUUGGGUCUCGAGAUUCAUCCUCCUCUGAUCUGCGUAUCACCUCUGGUUGAAAGAUGUAUUUUCUCUCCUCCCGCUUUUGAUACUAGGAAUAAAUGAGUCACUGGUUAUUUGGAUUUCCGGAGGCAUGCUUGCCUUGCAUACACAGUCUCUUCCUUCACGAGUGGUGUAUGUAGGGCUGGCAAUGUUUCACUGCAUGUGAACCCCACAUCAACAUCACGUAGAGAUUGGCACAACUCUAAGAAAUCUUUAUUGAGAGAUUUUUUUGUCAAUUAUUUAAUUCCCUGGAUCCUUGUGGUUUGUUAUCCCCAUCUUACCUACAAGUACAAAUCUAACUCAAGGGUACUAUUUACUUAUGACAAUACAUUAUGUCUGACAGUUGAAUGCAUCUAUGCAUCUAAUGUGUUUUUGUAUUAGAUCAUGGAUGGCCCUGGGGACAACGACCCAGACUUGGUCCAUGCCUCCCACCCUCGCUUCUGUGAGUCCAUCAAGACAGACGGCCCUGCCUACACAGCCCUCUUCACCCGCGUGUUCCAAAACAAGACCUUCCACGUGUACAAGCUGAAGAAGGGCAAGAAGAGAACCAAGGCAGACAGAGAGCCGGUGGAGGAUAAUACCCAGUAAGAAGACCCUGGGUACCCCAUAAACAACCCCCACCCACCCUUAUCCAGCCGCACGCCCAGUCUCCGACUCAGCCUCCUGCUCCCUGUCAUGUUGAAAACCUGAUGACUGCUCUGUGCUCCCUGCUCUCUGGUCUACCCGACUUCAUCUGGAACCAUGGCUGCACCCUCCCUCCCGUCCGCCGCCCUCCCUCCUUCCGUCCCUCCCUGCGCCACGGCAGCCAGAGGCAGGUAAUCACGGCUGACUGA